This is a messenger RNA of Cryptomeria japonica (Japanese cedar), 2086 nucleotides long. RefSeq lists its product as uncharacterized. Gene Ontology annotation, molecular function: protein dimerization activity. The transcript is spliced from 5 exons. Bases 150 to 1700 code for a protein of 516 amino acids. The record is from RefSeq and is a predicted model, not a curated record. NCBI's taxonomy places the organism in Eukaryota, Viridiplantae, Streptophyta, Pinopsida, Cupressales, Cupressaceae.
UUCACAGCCAGGUAAAUGUUUUAUGUUUGAUUGUUUUAAUUUUUAUAAUUUGAUUGUUCGUAUUAAUUUUUGUUGUAUAUAGUUCAUUAUACAUAGUACAUACUUAUCUCAUUAAAAUUAUUUGUGACAGGUCACCUUAUUGGCAAGAAAUGGUUGAUGCCCUUACCAUUUGUGGGGCGGGGUUAAAAGCCCCUUCUGAGUUUGAUUUGAGGGGACCCAUUUUGACUGAAUUGGUGAAUGAUGUGAAGAAAGAAUUGGGUGAUCAACGCCAAAUAUGGAGCACUAAAGGUUGCACCAUCAUGACUGAUGGUUGGACAGACAGGAGAAAUAGAACUCUCCUUAAUUUUCUUGUUUCUUCCGCAGGGGGCACCGUUUUCAUCAAGUCUAUUGAUGCCUCCGCCCAUUGCAAGAAUGCCACCUACCUAUGUGAGCAGAUAGAGGAGGUGAUUAAUGAGGUGGGUGAAGAGAACGUGGUACAGGUGGUGACUGACAAUGCACCAAAUUAUGUUGCUGCAGGCAGACUAUUGAUGGAGAGGCGCCCAUCUAUAGUUUGGACUCCAUGUGCCGCCCAUUGCAUUGACCUCAUGUUAGAGGAUAUUGGAAAACUUCCAUGGGUCAAGACAUGUGUAGAAAAGGCAAGAAAUGUGUGCAAAUUUGUAUAUAAUCAUUCAUGGGUGUUGGCUCUUAUGAGACAAUACACAGAGCAUAAGGAGUUAGCUCGUCCAGGAAUCACAAGAUUUGCCACAAACUUCAUCACAUUGCAGUCCAUGCUUCGUUGUAAGAUGGCCUUGAGACGUAUGAUUGUUGGUGAGGAGUGGUCUUCCUCAUCCUAUGCUGCCACCCCAGCAGGGAAAGAUAUGGCAGACUGCAUUUUUGAUGAGCGAGGCUUUUGGAGCCCUUGUGAUGAGAUAGUGAAGUUUGUUAAGCCCUUGGUGGUUUUGUUGCGAGUUGCGGAUGGAGAAAAGCCCGCAAUGGGCUACAUAUAUGAGGGCAUGGAUAGGGCGAAAGAGGGCAUCAAAUCUAUCUAUGCAGGAGAUGAGAGCAAGUAUGGUCCCAUUUGGCAGAUCAUUGAUAAGAGAUGGCAUCAUCAGCUUCAUAGGCCCAUCCAUGCAGCAGCCUAUUAUUUGAAUCCGGCAUUCCAUUUUAGCCCUACUUUCAGGGCUGAUGCGGAGGUCCUUGAUGGGCUAUACUCAGUCAUGGAGAAGAUGGCACCUGUUGGUUGUACUCAGACAGAUCUUAUGCGAGAGCUACAGUUGUUCUCAAAUGCACAAGGGGAGACCUUUUCUCGUCCUAUCGCCAAAGAAAGUAGGACAACUAUGAUGCCAGAUAAUUGGUGGAGCUUUUUUGGCCCAACGACACCAAAUCUUCAGAAGUUGGCCAUUCGCAUCUUGAGCCAACCAUGCAGUGCAUCUGGUUGUGAGCGCAAUUGGAGUAUGUUUGAGCACAUACACUCCAAGAGGCGCAAUAGAUUAUCCGUGGAGAAGAUGAAUGAUCUUAUCUUUGUUCACUACAACCUCCGCCUGAGAAUGAGAAAGAAUGCAUUAGCUGACAUCUCUCCUAUCAUUCUAGAUGAGGUUGAUCCUGAGACAGAGUGGGCCAUUGAGACAGAUCCUGUGGCUGUCUUUAGUGAUGAUGACACUGAUUGGAUCGACCAGGUAGAUAUAGAGGCUGAGGUUGUAGCCAUGGCAGAGGAGGAGUAGAGAGCACGAGCAGAGAGAGGAGAUUCAGAGGCAGAUGGUGAUAGUGACACAGAUGGUGACAGUGACACAGAUGGUGACAGUGACACAGAUGUUCCUGAUGUUGGUGAGCAUGGCGUGGUGUCACGAGGAGCGGCUAUGGCUGCCCAAUCAUCUAUGACCUACCUUAGACGCCUUCGUAGGGGGCCGGGGCCUUCAUCGGAGCCGACGUCGGGGCCGGAGGGUGCAGACUCCUCUGCGCCAUAGGCUUGUAGAUGUAUUUACCUUUGUUAUUUGUAUGGAACAUUUGAUGAUGAUCAUAUGAUGACAUGGAUUUUUUAUUCCAUGAGUUUUGUAAUAUUGUAUACAUUUGACAAUAUUUAUAUAUCUAUGUUUGUUAUUUCCUUCAA